UACUUAUGAAAGAAGGGAGUUGUGUUGCAGAAUGAUUAUAAUUCAUUUUACACAUCUUAUAUAAAGGUUUUCUGGGAAUAUCCGAAUGGCUACCUUUAACAAUAAAAAAAAAAUGAAAUAAAAAAUGAAAUAAAAACUACACCGGUGAAUUUAGCAAAUGUUUAUCGAAAGUAAAGACACAGUAACGGAAAACAAAGUUAAAAACUACAGAAAGUACCUCUUGGUUUAAAGAUAUACUUGCACAUAAAUGAUUAUGUUGAGUUCUCAGUAGAAAUAAAUUCUAAACCCUUUCUUUAGUCGCCUGGUCUAAGCUAAGUUAACGAUUACAUAGGCCUACGUCACUUGGCAUUUUCACGGGGAAAUGAUUUUUUAAAAGAGCUCGUGAUAACUCAAAAGGUUGCGACAUACUUCUGAGACAUAAAUUUCAGACAAUUCUAGAAAAUGUAACGAUUUAACAACUCAAACCCCGAGAGACCCCUUUGAUAAAUCGCCAUUGGCAGCGUUCCAGGGGAUUCUGCGUUCAGUACAUUUAAUACCUCAAAUUUAAUGAUCCGUCUGUUAUCCUAUUGGACAUCUUACAGGUAAUAUGUACCCUUUCUUCACUGCCGGAAUGACAUCAAAAUCUUACACCAGUACUGAAGAUCCCAGUUAUAGAUAAAGACGGCGAUAUAUUUCCUUGAAAUAGCUCGAGUGAAUUCAAAAUGCGUGAUUUCGAUACAUUUCCGGAAAUGCUGCCCAUCUAUUUAACGCACUACAGUCAAAUGUCUGCUCUUGAUAAAUUUUGAAAAACGACCGGAAUUUCCUUCUUCUUUCAUAACUUCAUAUUAUAACUUCUUUUAUAACUUCCAACCAAUAACAGUUUGGCAGAAGAAAAUCCUAAUUUCACCUCUAACACUCAGAUUUAUUUAAAUGUGUGCUUUUGAUUUAUCAUUAACUAAUUAAAAAAGUAUGUGACUACUUGGUGACAGUCACUUGAACCGAAGAGGUCAGUGACGGUUUUGUGGUCCGGAUAUUAUAUUUACAGUACAUUUCCUUAAUAUCAAAUACCUCAGAUGUAUAUCAAAUAGUUCAUCUAGAAAGUGUAGAAGAGUUACAAGCUGAUGAAGAUCUACUGUUACGAUUACGUCAAUGUUGAAAUAAUAUCUAGUCUACCAGCGGACAGCGAAUGCACCCAUACAGCGUCUACACUCCGAGUGUUUCUAGAAAACGAACAGCAAGCUUGCGUUUCCUGAACAGCUCGUUAAGCGUCUUCAAUGAGGCGUAGCGCAUUAAUACCAGAAUAAUUCCAGAGGUAAUUGACCAAAGUGUUGGCAUUAUUAUCGCUGAUGUGUGUGCCCAGAACACCAAGCCGAUACAAUAUCUUGUGCUUGUCUACUUAUUGUGUGCAACGUAAUUUCUCGUGCAUGAAGGCGCCGAUAAAGACCCUUUUACGCUUGACGUCAGCUGAGAUUAACAUCAGUAUAGCAGCGUUCAGCCCAUACUCCGGGCAGCUAAAAUUUCGAUGUGUACAUAUUUUUCCCUGCUAUAAAUUUCAGUUAACUUUCUGUGAUCAUUGGAAAAGCCGAGCUGCCUCUGCGCACACAGUAGCUGACUAAGUCAGUGGUGUGAGCGAAGGACGUGCAUUCAGUAGUUGACCUCAUAUCCGCGCGAGGUGGUGACGGCUGAUUGCCUCUCUACACUCAGGUGUAGAGACCCGUAACCUGCAUUCUCACAGCGUUCUCACACCGGGUAGCAAGCCAUCAGACAGAGCUCUGGAGGAAGACACGAUUUACGACUCCUUCACCUACGCAAUGGAACCUUGUCAUCACAAUGAGCGUGCAGCGGAAUAAAAGGGGGAUCGUGUGAUUAAAUAAAUAAAAAACAAUGACGGACCUCAAAGAUUUCUCGAGAGAGCGAAUGCUCAAUGACAACAAUCACACAGAAAACAACGUGGACGCGAAGCUCACUCAUAACGACAAGGACGUUAAGGUUGUGCGACCGAAGCGUAGUUGGCAAAAGCAUGGCUGCUACGUCAGUCGCUUACACAUACUUCUACUCAUCGUGGCAGGCGCUGUCGUGGUCAUAUCCACGGGUUUGUUGGCCGGACUGUUGGGAAGGCGGGCAGGGUGCGGAUACGGGGGCAGACCUGCCUCUGCAUCCAAUGCGUCUCAAUAUCCAGACGGUGACAGCGUCUCUGGUGCCGUGACAGCCAAGAAUUCUGGCCCCCCACAACCCUGGGAUACCAUAAGGUUACCUCGGAACAUUAUUCCUUACCAUUACACACUCCGACUACGAGUGGACCUAGACACGUUCAUUUUCAACGGGUCAGUGGAAAUUAACACGAAAAUAAAAAACUCGACCAACUUUAUCAUACUCCACAGUAAUCUGCUCAAUAUAAGUAGCCGAGCGGUGCACGUGACGACUAGAGACAGAAACGGAGUAAAAACUCACAUCAACAUCCUACAACAUUUCCAUGCAGAUGAGAAUAAUUUGCUGGUGCUACAGGUGGAAAAGGCAUUGUUGGCAGGGCAGGAAUGUACGAUUUAUUUCGGGGAAUUCACCGGUCCAUUGAGCGAUGAUCUGAGAGGGUUGUACAGGAGCUUGUAUAAAACUGCAGCGGGUGAAGUAAGAUAUAUCGCCGUCUCCCAGUUACAAGCUGUUGAUGCAAGAAAAAUAUUUCCCUGCUUUGACGAGCCGGACAUGAAGGCGAAUUUUACGGUCACGAUUCAGCACACUCAAGACUAUAAAGCAAUUUCCAACAUGCCCCUCCGGGUCCAGACCACCUUGCCGGACGGGUGGAUAGAGGAUGAAUUUGAGACCACGCCCACUAUGUCCACGUAUUUACUGGCGUUCGUUGUGGCGGAUUUCACGUACAGAGAGACUCAGUUACCCAGCGGACUCAGGAUCCGUAUUUGGUCACGACCAGAUAAAUACGAACAGACCGCCUUUGCCCUAGAGUUUGCCAAGGAAGCAUACCAGUUCUUUUCUGAUUACUUCGGGAUACCGGAAGAAGUCCCAAAGGCAGACCACGUGGCAGUCCCUGACUUCAGUGCAGGAGCCAUGGAGAACUGGGGAUGUGUCCUUUACCGCGAGACGGCGCUCCUCUUCGACCCGACCGACUCUUCUGUGGCCUCCAAGUACUGGAUUGCUCUCGUCAUGGCACAUGAAGUCGCUCAUACCUGGUUUGGCAAUAUGGCGACCAUGAAGUGGUGGGAUGACCUUUGGCUUAACGAGGGGUUCGCCAGCACGCUCAUGUACUUCGUGUUAGACCACGUGUUUCCGGAUUGGAAAGUUUUUGAUUUACAAGUAGUCGAUGACAUUUUCCCCGUCAUGAUCCGGGACUCAGUCCCUACGUCACAUCCGGUUUCUUCCAGGAUUGAGGAUCCGGAUGACAUACCCCAAUUCUUUGACCACAUCUCCUACGAUAAAGGUAUGGCCGUACUGCGUUUACUGCGAGGUCUUUUAGGAUGGAAGGAUUUCCAAAAUGGAUUGCAGAGAUAUGUCAGGAAGUACAAGUUUAGAAAUGCUGAAAUGUCGGAACUGUGGAGCGUGUUCACUGAGGUGGUCAGUAAUAAAUACGACGUCGGUGAGGCGAUGGACACCUGGACGCGGCAGAUGAACUUUCCUGUGGUCACUCUGUCAAAAGUGACCGGCAACACCUACCGUCUCACUCAGGAGAGAUUUUUGUUGAUGCCUGAAGAAAGCAACACAACCAGCACCAACCCAUACAAAUAUAUGUGGAACAUCCCAUUUACAUAUACAACACAGAACUAUAUCCAGGACUCGCACUUGUUGUGGCUCAAGGAAAAGUCAGUGGAUUUUGAAGUCCCGGAUCAUCACUCCGGAUUGAUGGUCGGCAACGUGAACUACACCGGAUUCUACAUGGUGAACUACGAUGACGGCAUGUGGGAGCGGCUGUUGGAACAGCUGAGGCGGGACCACACGGCUUUUUCGGCAUCUAACCGAGCAGGUUUUAUCCACGACGCUCUCGUACUGGGAAGGGCAGGUUUGCUGAACUAUGGAGUGGCGUUAAACAUCUCCUCCUACCUGAAGAGAGAGACAGAGUACGUGCCCUGGAACGCUUUCCUGCUCACUAUGGAGUAUCUCAAAGUCAUGCUCUCGAACUCAGACGCCUACGGGAUGCUUAAGACUUAUCUCCGGGAUCUGGUGUCAGAUAUUUACAAGACGCUGAACAUUGGUGCUACCACGGGAGGACCCCUGCCACAAAGGUAUCUUCGUCGAGCAAUUCUUCACGCCGCCGUGCGCCUACAGCUGCCAGAGGCGUUAGAAUACACGAGAACGCUGUACGAUCAGUUCAGGAAGUACCGCAUCAGCAUGCCCGCUGACUACGCCCUCAUCAUCUUCUCAGCCGCCAUUUACGAGGGGGGCGAGAAUGACUGGGACUUUCUUUGGAACGUGUCGCAGACGACAAACGUGCCCUCGCAAUCCUCGGAAUUAAUGCAGGCGCUCGCUUAUUCCCAGAAACCGUGGCUACUAUGGCGGUAUUUACGCUGGACAAUGGACGAAGCCAAGAUCCGCCCUCAGAACGUGAAAGAAGUUUUCAGUUACUUCAAACACACGUCGCUCGGGAGGACGAUUUCUUUGAAAUUUUUUAUGCAGCAUUGGCAACAACUAAAUGAAAGAUUCCAGUUGGACACGUUUUCUCUGCGAGAUAUCACAUAUGAAACCACACAUACAGUCAGCAAUGAGUUUGAUCUACAGAUGUUAAAAGAUUUAUAUAAGAGGUACCCUCCAGCCGGCGUGGCACAGAAGGCUGUGGAGAGCAGUAUAGCUAUUAUUGAAUCCAAUAUACGAUGGAUGAAAACAAAUGAAAAUGCCAUUCUCACCUGGCUGACAAAGUAUAUAAGUUUGAGGGGCAAAACAUAGUAUUAUUGACUUACAUACAUGUGCAUUAUGUUCCACAUGUUAUUUUGGAGAUACAGUCCAAUUAAAUGUUUUCUAGCUCCUUGAAAAUCAUUUGCGUUCAUGUGGAAGGAACUAAUGUCACGCUACAUCAGCGGCUGUCAGUCAAAUAGCUGUUGUAUUUGGUGUAUAUUUAAACAUUUAUGUUGUGACAAUGAAAUGCUCAUCUGAUAUGUAGAACAAGCUGGAACAAGCCUCAAUUAAGGUCAAGUUAACUUUUCUAUACGAUGGUAGGCAGAGAGAUGUGUACACUGUUGAAAUAUUUACGAUGAAACUUGUAAUUGGAGAUGCUUUGUAAUUUAUUCGAUGUAUAAAGGCUUCGAAGCGAGAGUUCUUGUCUUUUCAUUUACCUUGUAUUUUAAAGUCACUGACUGUGAAGUCCAAAAUAAUUGAUUUUGUUGAACACUUAAUGCGUAGGUGAUAAGAUAAUGUUUUUAGUGCGCAUCUUAAACUAUAUCAAAUAUCAUUAAUCCCACAAGUUUAAAACCUAUAAUAUUUCAUUCGCCCAUCCAAUACCAGAGUCUGUCCGUCAGUAUCAAACAAUACACACUAACCUUAAAGGGUGAUAUGUUGGCCAACAUGUUCCGGUGUUAUUGGCCAAUUACUUACUAGUGGGGCGUGUGCGUGCUGUCACGUGUAAUCAGGAGAGAAGUGGCUACCCAGAACGCCAAACCGAUGUCCUUAAAGGUGAAACCUGGGUGGUAAUAUACUGACAUUAGAUCUAGAGAUGGUGAUGUACUGCUAAGAAUGUGAGUGCGAACAACUUCAAAGUUUCAACAAGAUCAACAUUAAAGAAAAAACAUAAGAUGCAUUAGAUGCAACUCCAGCAAUAUAUAAAUAUAAAAUGCCUUGGUUAUUGUUGCUUAUUUAGUUAAUAAGCACAGUGACGUCGCCAAACAAUAACACGCUUUUCAGUAAUCACAUGCCUAUUAAUACUACUGAUCUAACUAAAUCGAUUUUUAAAAAUACAUCGAAUGUUAGCAUGAGUUCUCUUAUAGCAAAUUUACUAAUCCCAUGAAAAGAACGACACACACACACACACACACACACACACACACACACAGAGAGAGAGAGAGAGAGAGAGAGAGAGAGAGAGUAAAAGUGGAGGCGGCACCAAUGUUUUAACCUUUACAAAGAAAAUAAACGCUGCCGGACAACAAACAUUGCUGAUGUGCGGUCCGCGCGCUGUGUAAGUACAUCAGAUGAUAGAUCUGCACGCUAAAAGGUACUUUGAUAAAAUACAUACAAGUUAAUAAGGUGGAAGUACACCAUAUUCAUUAUCAGUUCAUCUCGUGACAGCUGGGGGAAAUUGAACAUUUAAUAAAAAGCUGCAGUCGAUGUAUUCUUCCAGUGAGUGGUGCUGCUCUAGAAACCAUAUUACCACAAAAACCGACCAGUAUUGUUAAUUAAAAUCGUGCGGUUUCGACGAUACCAAACAAACUCUUCUUUGCGAGUCGCAACGUAAAUAGGCAAUUAGUUUCAGGGGCAAAAUGUCAAAUGAAUUCCUGUGUUUUCGCUAAGAACUGUUGAAAUGUCUUCUGUUCUGUAAAUGGUUCGUUCACCGGGUAACAAAUUAUGGGGAAAACCCCGCAGCUGCCGAGGUUUGCGACUCAAAAAGUGUAUUAUUUUCAUACAUUGUCAACAAAUCAUAUUAAGGAACUUUCUAUAUCUACACCUAAUCUCCA
Lingula anatina is the source of this 6587-nucleotide messenger RNA. RefSeq names its product aminopeptidase N. The record is from RefSeq and is a predicted model, not a curated record. Gene Ontology annotation, molecular function: zinc ion binding; peptide binding; metalloaminopeptidase activity. Gene Ontology annotation, biological process: peptide catabolic process; proteolysis. NCBI's taxonomy places the organism in Eukaryota, Metazoa, Brachiopoda, Lingulata, Lingulida, Lingulidae. Gene Ontology annotation, cellular component: membrane; cytoplasm.